Messenger RNA from Cokeromyces recurvatus, 709 nucleotides. Its product is annotated as high mobility group box domain-containing protein. The transcript has 3 exons. The record is from RefSeq and is a predicted model, not a curated record. The annotation marks the transcript as partial. Lineage: Eukaryota; Fungi; Mucoromycota; Mucoromycetes; Mucorales; Mucoraceae.
AAAAAAAAAAUUCUUUUUAUAAAAUUUUCGGGGGAAAAAAAACUUUUAUUUUCCCUUUUUUUUUUCUCUUCUAAUAAAAUAAAAUAAAAUAAAAAAUGGCUGUUCAAAAGUCAGAUAGUAGAGCACGCAUAGCUGAACUUAUUAGCGAACUUAGUAAGAACCUUACUGAAUUUUCAGAAAUUCUUCUUAACGCUACAGAAACUAUUCAAAACGCAUCCAAUCAAACUAGUGCCACUAAUGGUGGAGAAAAAAAGAAAAAGGUUGAAAAGGAUCCCAACGCACCUAAACGUAAUUUGAGUAGCUAUAUGCUUUACUCUCAAGCUGUUCGUCCCAAUAUGGUAGAGAAACACCCUGACCUUAAAGCAGUAGAAAUUGCUAAAUUAAUUGGUGAACAAUGGAAUGCUCUCAGUGACAAGGAGAAGCAACCUUAUAUUAAACAGGCUGAAAAGGAGAAAGUACGAUUUGUUAAAGAAACCAAGAGUUAUCAAGCUAGUUUAGUUGCUAAUAACAGUGAUGCUUCAUCUUCUGAUGAAACUUCUACUGAAAAGCGUAAAGCUGAACAAACAACAGAAAAGAAAGAUAAAAAGAAAGCAAAGAAAUCCUCCUCUGAUGAAAAGAAAUCAUCUUCUGAUGACAAGAAGAAAAGUUCUCACAAAAAGAAAUAAAUUGUUGUGAUAUAUAUAAGAAAAUAAAAUAAAAUAAAAAAAAA